Serendipita indica DSM 11827 is the source of this 432-nucleotide messenger RNA. The record is from the annotation of a GenBank genome assembly. NCBI's taxonomy places the organism in Eukaryota, Fungi, Basidiomycota, Agaricomycetes, Sebacinales, Serendipitaceae.
AUGCAUCUCUCGUCAUUCUCAGCUGUGGUCGUCGUACUAGUAUCGACAAACCUUGCCCUCUCCGCACCACUUCCAGACCCGCAUCCAAGCCCUGCUCCAGUGCCCUCGCCGAUUUGGCACUUGAUCAAAGUUUACUUUCAAAAUCCAAAUCCAGCUCUCCUCCAUCACACAAUCAUGCUCCGUACCAUCAUCAAGACCAUGGAGCGCCGCCGCACCAAAGCUAUGGACCACUGCACCACAUGGACCACGAACGACAGCAUCACCACUCAGAUUUUGGUCAUACAGGCCAUCACGAUCCUUAUGCUCCCUCCAACCCUCACGGCUCGUAUAGUCAUGAACAAUCUCACUGGCAACAUGACGAAGAACACCGGUUCAGCGGCACCCAUUCAAGUGGGUACUCGCCGCAUGACCACGCUUCAUCUCGCCGCAUGA